Wyeomyia smithii (pitcher-plant mosquito) is the source of this 934-nucleotide messenger RNA. RefSeq lists its product as uncharacterized. Lineage: Eukaryota; Metazoa; Arthropoda; Insecta; Diptera; Culicidae. The transcript is spliced from 2 exons. Gene Ontology annotation, molecular function: N-acetyltransferase activity. The record is from RefSeq and is a predicted model, not a curated record. The coding region runs from base 68 to 808 and encodes 246 amino acids.
UGAUGUUUCUGCGGCUAUUCGGUCAGCUGUGUUCUGCUCUCGGAACGCAUUGCGUAACGGAAACAUUAUGAUGAAAAGUAACGUGCUUGGGACGUGUGGCAACGGUGACGUAGAAAUAAUCUAUUAUGAUGAUCAAUAUCGUGACAAGUCAAUGAACGUACUUCGUAAGUCAUUUUUUCUCCAUGAAGCCGUUUGCAUUGGAUCAGAAGUGAAUAUCGAUCCCCAAGCCCAGAGAGACCUAGAACAGCUUUGUCUGGAAGUAGGACGUAGUGGUGUUUCUUUACUUGCGCGCCAUAAACCUAGUGGGGAAAUUGUUGGCGUAUCGUUCAAUCUACUACAGACACCGAGCGCGCCAGGAGAUGCGAAUUAUUUCGAGACCUUCCGUGACCGUAAUUGUGUAUCUGAGAGCUCUAAAAGUCUCAUGCAAUAUAUGAUAACCAUGGAUUCGAAAGUGAACCUGUUCGAGAAGUUUGGGAUUGAUUGCUUGUUGGAAAUCAUGUUCUUGGCCACAUUGCCAGAAUUUGAAGGCAAAGGUAUUGGUACCAAACUAGUCGAAUGUUCCGUCGAACUUGCCAGGCAACUAAAAAAAGGAAAGAGAAUGGAGAGCUUACCGGAAAAUGAAAAACGACAUCCGAAAUUGGUAUCUGCUUUGUUUACUUCCAAAAGCUCACAGAAAGUUGGUAAGAAAAACAAAUUUACUGACAUCAACGAGGUACCGCACGCGGAAUUUGUUUUCCAUGGUAAAUCGUAUAGCGAACGAAUUGGACCCGAUCAUCCAACCUCAAUACUAGUGGUGAAGGAGAUAUAAAAUUUUAGUAUCUCUAUUACGAUAACAAAAUAUUGAAACUGUAAAUGCAUGAAUCUUUUGCGAUUAGCACAUGGUAAUAAACAUUGUAAUGUACAUUUAGGGUGAAAGGGCUCUGAAUCCAAAACA